Rhinocladiella mackenziei CBS 650.93 is the source of this 2865-nucleotide messenger RNA. RefSeq lists its product as uncharacterized. Bases 1 to 2865 code for a protein of 954 amino acids. The record is from RefSeq and is a predicted model, not a curated record. The transcript has a single exon. Lineage: Eukaryota; Fungi; Ascomycota; Eurotiomycetes; Chaetothyriales; Herpotrichiellaceae.
AUGCCCACGAGGUGGUUAUCCAUUCGCCAUAGACAUCCUCUUCUUCAACACGAUUCCGAUUCUCAACCCACAGCGAAACAAUCAGAUUUUGAUUUCGCUUUUACCGAGUCUCCUUCCACCAUUCACAGUACUUCCAACAUCCCUGGCGGGAUUCUAUCUGCUGGACCGGCCGAAAUACGUCCCACGACCUCUGGAGGUCCAACUGGAAUCAGAAAACUACGCCUUGACGUAUCUUUGGUUCGACCACGAACUUCCGAGAAUCAUAAACCUUCACCAUUACAACACCCCAAUGCCAUCUCCAAAUCCGACGACAGUCUAAUUGGUCUGGCCUUUGGCAGUCCAAGCCACCCUCCGGCCGGAUUUUGUGUCCCCGAACCUCACAGUCCUGUUGAGCAUAAUCCUUCCCCUCGACAUUGUUCGCCUUGUCCAGAUCGGUCCGUUCAAAUGCAGUCAAAACGAUGGAGAAAGUUUGGAACGUUGUUUAAAUCACGUCAAGCCGCCGUUCGACGAGAUGAAGUUCCUCCUGGUCCCACUAUUGGCCUUCCGACGGGCCUGGUGAUUCUGGACAAGAGCCCAACCAGUCAAGCACACAAACUGGAAGAGUACAAAUUACGGCCCAUCCAACCUCAUCAUGGUCCUCCGCCGCCGCCGACCGAAAGAAUGGAACGACCUCCGAACGUUUCAGAAAAAAGCCAGAAAUCUGCCGAAGAUUUAAUGUCAAGACCUUCCACUGCUACCGAUGCCAGCUUCUUAAGCGAAUCUGAUACGAGACCACCGUUACCAAAACUCGAGAUAGACAUACCCACUCCGCCUCUUGAUCGUUACAGCGUAAUGUUUCGCAAUCUACCCGCCGCCACCCGCUCUUCAUCCCUCCUCGCAAGACGAAGCAAGACCUUGGAUAGUCUGAAAUCCUGUGAAGAUAGUCGACCAACCACAAAAGGCGAAGACGAGAAUUCUAAUGCGACGGCCGUACCUCUGACCCCUCUGAUGCCACCUAGACGCUUGACGACGCCCACUACCACCAGAUCACCAGCGGUGAGCAAGUAUUCGUUGUUCCCAGCCACAUCUCCUGCUCCUGUGAAAAUCGUCGGUCAAAUUCCAUUUUCAGAGAAUGAAAGUCACGCUCCGAGCCAGUUGAAACGAUCAGCUACCUCACCAGCACGUAUGUCACCGAUGCAAGACCACUUCUCUGUAUCGGUGGCCAAGCCCGAGCCUCUGAAUCCGAAGAGAAUGAUAUCCGAUGAACAACAAAUGGUACAGAGUCCAGAUGACAAUACCGCUUCAACGGACCGGGAGGCUCCAUGGAGUUCUGCUCACUCGUUUCAGUCAUCGGUCUCAUCUGCCACCACGGUGGACGAGAUCUUCUUUGAUAUCAAAUCAUUCCGAGACUCCAAGGGUGUUGAGGAUGGUCAAUUUGUUAUGACUAGACCAGAUUCGGCGGCGGUUGAAUUGGCUCGAACCAGAUCAAAGAAGGCCGCCGCUGCAAGUCGAUUGAGACGAGUGGAAGUCCCCCAACCAGAUGGGCCUGCUGAAGCAAUCACAGCACUACCGGUGCCAGCUCCGACGACCACUGACGCUGUCUCCGCGGCUACCACGAAGCAUACUUCUGUUAAUACAGCGUAUUUCGACGAGGCCAUUGCUGCGGUGGAACGACUCACGUCACCCACUUCUACAACUGAAAAGGUCCCGACGUUGAAUUUCAAAACCGGUCCUGUUACAGUGGCCGGUCAUAAUGGAGAGAAGCCACAGCAAUCAAACGCCAGUGCAAAGGGUCAACAUGCAGAAGUUACAGAUCAUCAUGGUCCUCGAUUAACAAGCAGAUCCCGCGAAGAGGUCGGCCGGCUGAUUCCUUCCCCCGUCGCCGAGGUGAAAGAAGAUAACUCUUCGAAAUCCCCUUCACCGCAACCGCCUCAACAAGCACGACAAGCACCAGAAGCACAAGUUGUGAAAAUCGUUUCUCCUCGUUUGGCCACCGUCAAGCGCUUCGAUCGACCAUGUGACGACUCACCCACAAUUCCCCAAGGCCCUCCGAUAAGAGCUCCAGCACCAAGUAAUCCGAACCCGAUCUCCAAUCCGAAAUCCAACCCAAUCCCGACACCUCAAUCUCUCUCGGACGACAAGCCUCCUCCUGUCCCGGCCAAGGACGCCAAAUUCAUCCCAUUGUCGAAAUACGCUGCCAAAAGCACCGUGACUGCAAUUGAACGAGCGGGUGUGACGCCAACAAGACCUGUCCGAUCUCACACCGACAAUCUUGGGGCAUCUACAACUACGUCCGUUCGCCCCACGAAAGAACGAUCCGCCACCUUCCCGUCAUCUUUACAGCCGCAGCAACAGCAGGAGAAAUCUUCGCUCCGUGGCCUAGAGAAAACCAUCCCACCACGCCCCAACCCUGUCGCCUCAAACCCCGUAACUGGAACCGCCGAAGUUGCCAUCGCCCGCACCGUCUCCUUGUCCCGCAAACAAAGCUCCCGUGUUAUCGUGCCUGGACCAAAACUCACUGCCCGCCGUGCCGCCGAAUCUUCAACCUCUGCCCAGAAUCCACUUCAAUCUUCUACUCAGCAACAACAGCAAGAACAGCAACAACGACAGCAGCAGCAGCAGCAGCAGCAGCAACAAAAAUCGAUCCUUGGCCACCGCCACCGCCGCAGCACAUCCAAAUCGCAAUCAAAAGAUAAAAUAAAAAUCACUAAGCGCGAGCCUUCGGCGGAGAAAAAUAAGUGGACCAAGGAGACGGAGAAGCAGAUGCUGAAGGAGGCCAGGAAAUGGGAGAUACUAGAGAAGAAGGCGUAUUCGCCUGUCGUGGUGCAGGCGGAGAAAGGGCAUCGACCCGGGCUGAGUGUGGGCUUGGUUGUGGAGAGUGUAUGA